CCAGAAGCUCUGAGCAGUGAGGCGUUGUCUGACGUGGUCAGAUCGAGUCAGCAGAGAGAGAAAUCGCAGGUGCGGCCUGGUGUCAAGGUAGUGAUCUCCCAUCACUUACCUUUCGGCCUACUGCCACCCGCAAGAGCCAUGAUGUCUCAGGAUCAAGAGAGUCCACAGUGCACAGAUGAUCAGCACCUCCAGAAGCACGGUGAGGCCCAGGGCUCUCAGGUUGCUCAGGGCUCCAAGGCAGUGGAGGAAACUUCUCACUACUCCUCUCACACUCUGAUGCCUGUCAACCUGAGUGAGGCUGCUUCUGCUGAGGCACCCAGUGCUCCUGAGGGUCCUCAGGGUUUCUUCACCUCUUCCAUUGCCAUCAUUGCCACCUUAUGGCGUAGAUGUGAUGUGGGCUUCAGUAGUGAAGAAGAGGAGAGUUCAAGCACCUCAGAGGAUGAAUCAGAUGAUGAGAAUGUGCCUGCUGAUGCUCUUGAUCAGAAAGUGGCCUUGUUGGUUAAUUUCAUGCUGAUCAAGUAUCGAAUGAAAGAGCCAAUAAGAAAGGCAGAUAUGCUGAAGAUCGUCGUACAAGAGGAAUUCCCUGAGAUCCUCCUGAGAGCCUCUGAGCGCAUUGAGAUGGUCUUCGGUCUUGAUGUGAAGGAAAUAGACCACUCAAGCCAGCGUUAUGGCCUCUUCAUCAAAUUGGGCCUCACCUACGAUGGCAUGGAGAGUGGUGAAGACAGCAUGCCCAAGACUGGCAUCCUGAUACUCAUCCUGGGUGUGAUCUUCAUGAAGGGCAACCGUGCCACUGAAGAGGAAGUCUGGGAAGUGCUGAAUAUGACCGGAAUCUAUUCUGGGGAGGAGCAUUUCAUCUUCGGCGAUCUCAGGAAGCUGAUCACCCAUGAUUUGGUGAAGGAAAACUACCUGGAGUACCAGCAGGUGGCUAACAGUGAUCCUCCACGCUACGAGUUCCUGUGGGGCCCAAGAGCGCAUGCUGAAACCACAAAGAUGAAGAUCCUGGAGUUUGUGGCCAAGGUUCAUGGGACUGACCCAAGUUCUUUCCCUUCUCAGUAUGAGGAGGCCAUGAGAGAUGAAGAAGAGAGAGUCAGUGCUGGCCCCACCUCUGUGGCCACUGCGGGUUGUAGUGCUGAGUCCAGUAGCUUUGCCUCCUCCAAGUAAAGUCAGGGUAGAUUGUUCAUAUGCUGUUGAAGAAGGAAGUUGGUGUUUAGAAAAUGUAGGUUCAGGUUGGGGCUAGAGGAAAACAAAAUAUAUCAUCUGUGUGUUCCUAUUUUGUAUAAUGUGACAGCAUUUUUUAUUGUUUGAUAGCUGUAAUACUCAAAUGCUGAUUUGUUCUAAUAGAGACUUAGUUACCUUCAAAAUCUCUAAGGUUUAACUGAUAUUGA
Tupaia belangeri chinensis (Chinese tree shrew) is the source of this 1385-nucleotide messenger RNA. RefSeq names its product melanoma-associated antigen B16. Gene Ontology annotation, biological process: negative regulation of transcription by RNA polymerase II. Gene Ontology annotation, cellular component: nucleus. Bases 139 to 1161 code for a protein of 340 amino acids. The record is from RefSeq and is a predicted model, not a curated record. NCBI's taxonomy places the organism in Eukaryota, Metazoa, Chordata, Mammalia, Scandentia, Tupaiidae. The transcript is spliced from 2 exons.